Messenger RNA from Paramuricea clavata, 4057 nucleotides. The record is from the annotation of a GenBank genome assembly. Lineage: Eukaryota; Metazoa; Cnidaria; Anthozoa; Malacalcyonacea; Plexauridae.
UGCAUAAAACUGUUGGCCGUGUGACGAGUGAUGCAUCUGAUAACAGUGAUAACGAAGAAGAUGAGGUUACAAAGUUUCCUUGGCUUAAAGCUGUUGCUAUGGUCAGCGGGUCGACGAAUUUUAUUUGCGAUCACCGUGACGUGUGUGCGCCAGGCUGCAUUCGACGGCAAACUCAAAGCUGUGUUAAGUUUAUGUCCGCCUUGAAGACAAUUUAUUCCAAACCGGUUAGCCAACUGGCGGGCAAUACCAGCAGGAAAUUGGAAAGCGAUAAAGGCAGACAGUGUAAGCUAAGCACGAAAGAAUUAACGAUUAAACAGAAAGAAGAACGAGACAAGAUUAUGAUAAUGUAUGUGAGUGAAAAGGUAAGACGUGCAAGAUGUGUGGUGUUGUAGGUACGAAACAGGGUAUUGGGUCGGACUUCUAGUAUUUAUAGGCAAUUCCAGCUUUUAAUUUACGCGCGCAAGGGGGAUGGAAAGUAAGGCAUCAUAUAGCCUGCGUAGCAGGCGUUUAGUGCGGGCGGGAGAAGAAAAGGCGUCGUUAAAUGAACGCCUGCCCAAAUGCCUAUGAUUAAUUUGUUCUUCUCCGAAGAAUCUUCGGAAAAGCUUCCCAUUGGUUAAUCUCGUUAACGGAAGUAAUUACGUAACUCAAAUGUCAACAAUAAUUUUGCUCGCGUUGAUGCGUUUAUAGUCGCGUAUCAAAAAUAUGCCGCCUGUUAAUGCUUUCGAGGAAACUUUCUUAUAUUUCAAGUAUUUAGGCUUCAAAAUUCAGUUGAACCAGAACAGAGAAAGUAUAUUAUUAAUUUGCUACGUGGUGAAGACGCCGGUUAUCGCGAUUCUUCCUAGGAAUACGGAAAAGUUUGAUCUUUCAAUUAUACAUUUUAAAUAUAUCCUGAAUAUUUCUUUAAUAUAGUUGUCUUGUUAUUUGUUCACUUUAAACUUGGCAUUGCAGCUAUGAGGUUGAAUGAUGAUUUUAAGAAUAACAUUUCAAAACAUGCUCAACUGUUAUAUUUGCUAUACGGCAGAAUACGUUAAACAACCGUGGUUCAGGAGUCUUUUAAAAGAUAAAAGCUCUGUGCACGUUGUGACUGACUGUUGUCUAAAAUAGCUUCAAAAACUCAUUAAUAAUUCAUGAGGAAAACACAAAGAAAAAUCAUAAACGUGUCGUAUCCUUGAUAUGUGAUAGAGAUUUCCCUUGAUUUACAUAAAUUUUAAUGAUUUUCUCUACAUAUACACACCGAAUUUUUUGAAAGCUACAUCGCCAAUGAACGUAUACUAGAAGCAAUUUAAAACAUUCGCAGUGCGUGUAUUAUCAGACCAUCUUUAUAUCUGAUAAAACACUGCUGCUCGUGUUUUAAAUAGUGCAUAAAAUCUCUGCAAAUCUCCGUAGUUGCCGAGCAAAAAGCAUGCAUGAUGCUAAAUAUAAAUCUCGACUAUGAUUGGAUAAUGGGUGAAGGUGCUAAUUACAAAACGUCAAUCAUCCUUAAUGGGCGAAAACAAAUUGUCAUAGCCAAUUUGGGCAGGCGUUCCCUCAGUUCCCGCCCGUCAGCUGAACGCCUGCUACGCAGGCUAGGCAUCAUAUUGCUGAUUAUGCUAAACAAUAAAAAUGGCGGCCGUGUAAACACGGAGUGAUAGCUUAUACUUGUAGAUAUUGAAAUAUUUCGGUUGUUUCGGCAGUUGUUAUUGAACUUUUUCAGCAUAAUCAGCAAUAUGAUACCUUACUUCCCAUCCCCUCCUGCGUGUAUAAAUUAAAAGCUGGAAUUGCCUAUUGAGGCGACGUCUGAGACUGGAGCGAGCUUAGAGGAAUUGAAAUUUUAUUAAUUUUUAUAUCGUCCUUCUAAUCGCAUUCAGUGAUAUGUCCUGUCCUUUUAAAGGACUUAAUCAAAAUUUUCCCAGUCCUCUGACGUGUGAGUACUCGUGACCAAUUCUGUAGUAUCAUGUGAAAUAUAAAGAAACUGGGUUGGCUAAUUUUCUCAAUUGUCAAUUACUAUACGGAAUUCUAAAUUUCUAAUUUAAAUAGUAUUUUUAAUAACACAACAAAAAAACAAAAUAUCUCGUAAAUAAGUGCAGUACUGUGAUUCAAAUGUAUUUUUGUGGUUACAUGUACAGGGGUAUAUGCAUUGUAGUAAGUUAAAGCAAGAAAAUUUAAGAAUUUCAAACGCGGGUAUAUGAAAUAAUAUAGUAAGUUUGCAUGUUACUAUUUAGGCAGCAUCUAAAAGUGAUGGUUUCUACUAAAUUUGCUCUUGUGCAAUAUUUUCUUGGUCUAGAAAUAAAAGUACAUGGUGGUAUUUGAAUACACACACAUGCACAUUGCAAAUUUGCUAGGCCAUAUUAGGUGUAUAUAUAAGGUGUAUAAUUGUAGCACUAACUACAAUAUCGUCUCGCGUAACGUAUAAGAGUUUUUCCAUGAGUAAUAACAUGACUUGAGGGAAAUCGUGAAAUAAUUAAUUUACCAUAAAAAAAUAUUACAGAGGCGAAUGCAACUGUUUAACAACAUUCUCCCUAUUACUGCUCUUUUACGACAUUAGGUUGCCCUUAAACCCAUUUUAGUGGGGCGGAUAAGCGCACAAUUUUGCAAUAAUUGUGCAGUUAGUGAAGAAAGCAACAUAUUAACAGUAUGUGUAAACUUUGACACAAGUAUGCAUAUCAGAUAUGGAGGCAUCUGUGAAAUAAACGCUGACAGCUAAAAAGUUUGAAUUUCUGAUAUUUGAAUAUAAAUUUCUAUUAGCCUACUGAAGGUAGCUCGCAGAAAAAAGAAGUUGUAUGGUUGAAAAGUACCCAAAAAACUGUCGACAACGUCUAUAGAAAAUUAAAGCAGUUUUUUAUUUGGCAAGUCGUUUUUAAGUUAAUCAGUUUCGACAUCGUACAAGAUAGUUACAAAAUAGGUGCAAAGACUGGCACUAGCUUCAAAUCGCCUUUUUUAACAGGUUGCAGCUCAGGAAACAUUUGGAAAAUCAAAGAACUGCUUUAAUGUUCUAUAGACAGUUUUUUUGUGUACGUUUCAACCAUACAACUUAUUUUCUCUGUGAGCUACCUUGGAAUUUUAAAUUUCUAUCAGUAAUAGAAAUUUAUAAUAAAAUGUCAGAAAUUCCAAAUUUUUGGCUCUUAGCGUUAAUUUCACGGAUGCCUCCAUAUCUGAUAUUCAUACUUGCGCCAAAGUCUACCCAUCCUGUCAAUAUGGUGCUUUCUUCACAAAAUGCACAAUACUUUCACUUAUCCGCCCCACUAUUUGAACAGGCUUUGCCGUUGGUUAAGACACUAAACUAUAGAAAUCAUGCUUCUAAAUAAUGAGUCAUAAGCACUGCUCAAUUUUGUUUCAGAAAUAUAUCAGAAAACGUGUUCAUUUUGCAGGUUCGAAGUUUAUUCAAUUGCCCUAUGUCCGUAAUGAUCAAAGGUGCUGUGGUAAUGGAGCCAUCUUUAUUGUUAGACAUCAUACCUCUGGCUUGGGAGCUUUUGGUAAAUCCAUUGGAGGAACUAGUUUCCACUGCAGGUGUGUUCAGCUUUAGGCUAGGCGGUACUCAAUUGCAUUAAAUGCCUUUUUAAACCAACUGAGUGUGAACAGCAGAAAAGAAAGAAUGAAUGAAUGAAUGAGUGAGUGAGUGAGUGAGUGAAUGAAUGAAUGAAUGAAUGAAUGAAUGAAUGAAAGAAAGGAAGGAAAAGGUAGAAAGAAAAGAAGGAAGAAGAAAAGAAAAAUUGAGAGAAACAAUUAAACAAACGAACGAACAAACAAGCAAGAAGGGAAGUAAGGAAUGAAAAGUGCAAGAAUAAAAGAUUGUGGGCUGGAAUGCUAGAAAGACAAUGAGAGAGUCGUUGAUGUAUUAAAGUACCUAAAAGCGACGCCGGCGGAAAUGCAUGUACAUGCAGAUGCCAUAUGAUGCUAAACACACAUUUACGAAAACAAACCUAUGAAAAUAAAACAUGGGCAAACUAAAUUUCAUCUGUUAUAUUUCAGCCGCUGUUUUCCUUAUCGCCAGUUUACAUCUGAAAGAGGUUGUUGAAAAGAUGCUUCAUAAAGAACUGACGUGCGACAGCUGUGAACACCAAGUAAAGUCUUUGAUGAG